Molecule: messenger RNA, 814 nt
Organism: Rotaria sordida
Lineage: Eukaryota; Metazoa; Rotifera; Eurotatoria; Philodinida; Philodinidae
Source: the annotation of a GenBank genome assembly
UAUUUCAGGUGCUCACAAUCGUACCGAUUAUAAUUCAUACAAUAAAUAUUAUAUGAAAGUAAAAAAUUUCUUUGAUUCAUAUAUAAAACAACAUGCACCAGAACAUCUGAAGCAUGCUUGGUUUUCUUCAUCAAAUUUUGCAUUUUAUGGUGUUCAACGUGAAUUACUUUCUGGCUCCUCUUCUUCUCUUCUUGUAUCAUUGGGUAUUGCCUUAGUGGUAUUGUUUCUUACAUCAGGCAAUUUAUUUAUUGCAAUAUAUGCAUUAAUUACUAUUACUUUUGCUAUUGCUAUUACUGUUGGUGUAUUUGUUGUAUUAGAAUGGGAAUUGGGAAUUAUUGAAGGUAUUGUUAUUGUUAUGGCUGUUGGUCUAUCAGUAGAUUUUGUUGUUCAUUUUGGUGUUGGUUAUAUUCAUAUAGACCCAACAGAUAUUGAUAAUGAAAGAAAAAAGAUUGAAGAUCAAUCGAAACCCAAUGGAAAUGAAAAUGAUAGUAAAAUAAAUACUUGGCGUGUUAUGUAUAGAAAACAACAAGUUGAACGUACAACACGUGUAAGAGGAUCAAUAUUACGCGUUGGUUCAGCAGUAUUUAUGGCUGCUUUUACAACAUUUGCUGCUGGAUUUUCUAUGAUAUUUGCAUCAGUUAUUGCUAUUCGACAAAUGGGACAAUUUUUAAUGGCAAUUAUGUUAACAUCAUGGAGUUUUUCAAUGUUUUUCUUUUUACCAUUAUGUUUGAUUAUUGGUCCAGUUGGUAUUUGUGGUUCGAUUCCAUUCUCAAGAUUAAUUAAAUGCUUUAAACAAACUCCGCGUCAACAAUAA